CGUCCAAACCCCUCCAUCUCCUUCCUCUACACACGACUGCGCCCCCGCCGCACCGCCUGUCCCCAACCGCCUGUCCCCAAUCGGGCCAUGGACAAGGCCGCGCUGCCACUGUCCGGCAGCGACCAUGGGGCGAUGAGCGGCGGCGGCGGCGGAUCGUUCGCGAGCCUCCGCGCGUACGGGCGCGCGCUGGCGCAGACGCCGCGGCGCGUGGCGCGGCGGGCUUGCGCGGCGACGGCGCCCGGGGAGGAGAUGAGCCGCGUGCGGGCGCGGUCGGGCGCCCACAUGGCGCGCGCGCUGCGUUGGUGGGACCUCGUCGGGCUGGGCCUGGGCGGCAUGGUGGGGGCCGGGGUCUUCGUCACCACGGGCCGCGCCACCAGGCUCUUCGCGGGGCCCGGGGUCGUCGUGUCCUACGCCAUUGCCGGCCUCUGCGCGCUGCUCUCCGCCUUCUGCUACACCGAGUUCGCCGUCGACAUGCCCGUCGCCGGCGGCGCCUUCAGCUACCUCCGCGUCACCUUCGGGGAGUUCGCGGCGUUCCUGACGGGGGCGAACCUGAUCAUGGAGUACGUCUUCUCCAACGCCGCCGUGGCGCGGAGCUUCACGGCGUACCUGGGCACGGCGGUGGGCGUGGACGCGCCCAGCAAGUGGCGGAUCCCCGUGCCGGGCCUGCCGGAGGGGUUCAACCAGGUGGACCUCGUCGCCGUCGGCGUCAUCCUCCUCAUCUCCGUCUGCAUCUGCUACAGCACCAAGGAGAGCUCGUUGGUGAACAUGGUCCUGACGGCGGUGCACGUGGCGUUCAUCCUGUUCAUCAUCGUGAUCGGGUUCGUGCACGGCGACGCGCGGAACCUGACGCGCCCGGCCGACCCGUCCCAGAACCCCGGCGGCUUCUUCCCGCACGGCGCCAUGGGCGUGUUCAACGGCGCGGCCAUGGUGUACCUGAGCUACAUCGGGUACGACGCCGUGUCCACCAUGGCCGAGGAGGUGGAGCGGCCCGCGCGCGACAUCCCCAUCGGCGUCUCGGGCUCCGUCGUCGUCGUCACCGCGCUCUACUGCCUCAUGGCCGCCUCCAUGUCCAUGCUCCUCCCCUACGACGCGAUUGACCCGGAGGCGCCGUUCUCGGGAGCGUUCAGGGGGCGGAAGGGGAUGGCGUGGGUGUCCAACGUGAUCGGCGCCGGCGCGAGCCUCGGCAUCCUGACGUCGCUGAUGGUGGCCAUGCUCGGGCAGGCGCGGUACCUGUGCGUCAUCGGCCGCUCCGGCGUCAUGCCCGCCUGGCUCGCCAGGGUGAACCCCCGCACCGCCACCCCCGUCAACGCCUCCGCCUUCCUCGGUGCGUUCCGUUUCAGCUUUGACGCCUCUUCACGGCGGCGCUGGCGCUGUUCACGGAGCUGGACAUCCUGCUCAACCUCGUCUGCAUCGGCACGCUCUUCGUCUUCUACAUGGUGGCCAACGCCGUCGUGUACCGCCGCUACGUCGGCGCCGAGCUUGGGCGCGCCCGCAGCGCCUGGCCGACGCUCGCGUUCCUCGCCGCCUUCUCCCUCGUCGCGCUCUCCUUCACGCUGGUCUGGAAGCUGGCCCCGCCCGAGCGCGGCGUGCGGACGGGCCUCCUCGCCGCGUGCGCGGCGCUCGCGGUCGCCACGGUCGCCGCGUUCCAGGCGCUGGUGCCGCAGGCGCACGCGCCCGAGCUGUGGGGCGUGCCCGGGAUGCCGUGGGUGCCCGCGGCGUCCGUGUUCCUCAACGUCUUCCUGCUGGGCUCGCUGGACCGGCCCUCCUACAUCCGGUUCGGGUUCUUCUCGGUCGCCGCGUUGCUGGUAUACGUGCUCUACAGCGUGCACGCCAGCUACGACGCCGAGGAGAGCGGUCUCGACGGCGGCGGGGCAAAGGUGCAGGACGAAGCGUGCACGGUGUAGCAGGAUGCCUGGCUGACGUCAUAUAGAUAGAACUAAUCCUAAUUCGGUGUUGCUCAUGUGCCCUAGUAUGUUUUUUUUUCUCCUUACUAUUUUUGACUUGUUCUGUGCUGACGAGAGCAAAGGAAAAAAAAGGAAUCUAACAAGGGUGGGUAAAACAACCCCAUGGAAAUAGAGAAAAACAAAGGGAUAUGCAUCCUGUAAACUUGCAAAGAUGAAAAGUGUAUAUGCUCAAGGAAGGAUUCCUCUGAUCUUUCUUCGAAAAUGUUAUCCCUGUGUUCAUGACAUCCGCUUUUCAUGACU
Messenger RNA from Panicum hallii, 2204 nucleotides. RefSeq names its product cationic amino acid transporter 6, chloroplastic-like. Lineage: Eukaryota; Viridiplantae; Streptophyta; Magnoliopsida; Poales; Poaceae. The record is from RefSeq and is a predicted model, not a curated record. The transcript is spliced from 5 exons. Gene Ontology annotation, cellular component: plasma membrane. Gene Ontology annotation, molecular function: amino acid transmembrane transporter activity. Bases 88 to 1920 code for a protein of 610 amino acids. Gene Ontology annotation, biological process: transmembrane transport; amino acid transport.